GUGUCCAGACCACAGCCGAUGAGUUACGGACUUCGAACCUGAAGCUAAAACAUCAUGGAGUCCAACCUGAACAGAAUGAAGCUCUGCCACAUGAUCCUGACGCUGCUCGCCGUCCCAGGUUGCUUUGGGCUUCCAUCAGUCUUCCUCAGUAAGUCUGAGGCAAACCGGGCAUUAACGCAUCGUGUCCGACGGGCAAACUCCUUCCUGGAGGAGCUGAAGCUGGGCGAUCUGGAGAGAGAGUGUCUUGAGGAGAUCUGCUCUUAUGAGGAGGCCAGAGAGAUCUUCACCGUCCCCGAACAACUGGUGAGGAGAACAAGACCUUGGAAAGAUCUGCUCAGACUGACGUAG
Molecule: messenger RNA, 348 nt
Organism: Sinocyclocheilus grahami
Lineage: Eukaryota; Metazoa; Chordata; Actinopteri; Cypriniformes; Cyprinidae
Product: coagulation factor X-like
Exons: 2
Coding region: 55-348 (97 amino acids)
Cellular component (GO): extracellular region
Molecular function (GO): calcium ion binding
Source: RefSeq, a predicted model, not a curated record